Rotaria sp. Silwood2 is the source of this 1053-nucleotide messenger RNA. Lineage: Eukaryota; Metazoa; Rotifera; Eurotatoria; Philodinida; Philodinidae. The record is from the annotation of a GenBank genome assembly.
AUGACUACUGAAAACUUUCGCUUUUACAUAAAAGUACGUACUGCACUUAACAUUCCAGCAAGAGUUAUCCAUGAUGAAUUGAACUCUGUUUAUGGUGAUGAAGCCCCUGGUCUGAGCACAGUCGAACGAUGGUCAAAAUUGUUUCGUGAAGGUCGGGAAGAAAUUGAAGAUAAAGCGCGACCUGGUAGACCUAUUGCUGAAACAACAACUGAAAAUAUCGAACAGAUUCAUCUUCUCAUUGAUCAUGAUCCUUACAUUACAAUCGAGGGUAUCCAAGAACGAACUAAUUUGAGUUAUGGGACUGUUCCACGAAUAAUCGAUGAUCAUUUAAAGCUUCGGAAGAUAACCGCACGUUGCAUACCUAAGGAUCGUACCGAUCUUCAGCGAGCUGAACGGGUUCGAAUAUGCAAGCAAAAUUUAGAAAAAUUCCACCAAGGCACGUGGCGUUUAUGUGAUAUAAUUACUGGUGAUGAUUCCUGGUUCUAUCACAAACAGGUCGGUCGAAAGGUAUCUAACAAAGCAUGGGUGAGUAUAGGAGAUCCUCCACCUACUAUUGUUCGAGGAAGUCGGUUCGCAUCAAAAACCUUGUUUUCGAUCUUUUUCAAAUCGACCGGGCCUAUGUUAACCCAUCGAAUCGAACGUGGUCAGACUGUUGACCAUCAUUAUUACAUCAACCAGUGUUUACGACCUCUGAUCGACGAGAUCAAACGUCAAAGACCUUCGUAUGGGACUCGUGGUAUCAAAAUUCAUCAUGACAAUGGUAGACCACAUGUGCAUAAAGAUGUAUCCGAUUAUCUUGAAUCUGAAGGCCUUACAAUAAUACCGCAUCCACCUAAUUCUUCAGAUUUAUCACCUUGUGACUUCUGGUUAUUCGACUUGAUCAAAAAUAAUCUGACUGAUCAAGAUGAUUCAGAAUCAUUACAUGAUGCUGUGGCCGAUUUCAUGCACUCCUUAAAUCGCGACGAGUACAAAAAGACCUUCGAGAAAUGGAUCGAAAGAAUGCAGCUGUGUGUAAAUAAUCAUGGUGAUUACUUUGAACAUUUAGUGAAAUAA